Messenger RNA from Pseudovirgaria hyperparasitica, 798 nucleotides. Its product is annotated as Mago nashi protein. Gene Ontology annotation, biological process: RNA splicing. The transcript has 7 exons. Gene Ontology annotation, cellular component: nucleus; exon-exon junction complex. The record is from RefSeq and is a predicted model, not a curated record. Bases 107 to 571 code for a protein of 154 amino acids. Lineage: Eukaryota; Fungi; Ascomycota; Dothideomycetes; Acrospermales; Acrospermaceae.
UGAUGUUUGCGAACUUCUACAGUCUAGACCAACAACGUUCUGGAGCAGUGUGAUUUAUAAAUACCUCUCGAGCUCAUCCUGACGAUCUUGCUCUCAGCUUGCAGUUAUGGCUGCAUCCAGCGAGCCUUUUUACGUCAGAUACUACUCUGGACAUUCAGGCCGAUUCGGUCAUGAAUUUCUUGAAUUCGAUUUCCGUGCCCUGGGCGAUGGCCGAAGCGCAUCCGCCAGAUACGCGAACAAUUCAAACUACCGAAACGACUCACUAAUCCGCAAAGAAAUGUGUGUCAGUUCUCUGAUGAUUGCUGAAAUUAAGCGUAUUAUCAAGGACAGCGAAAUCAUGAAGGAAGAUGACACCAAAUGGCCGCAGAAGAACAAAGAUGGUCGCCAGGAGCUCGAAAUACGCAUGGGUAAUGAGCACAUAUCUUUCGAGACUGCCAAAAUUGGCUCCCUAGUCGACGUCACAGAAUCUCAGGAUCCUGAAGGCCUACGAGUGUUCUACUACUUGGUACAAGAUCUUAAGGCGCUCGUUUUCUCGCUGAUAUCUCUUCACUUCAAGAUUAAACCAAUUUGAGGGGCGAUGAAGGAACGCGUCAUAUGAGGAGCAGCGUCCCAUGAUUACAGGACGAGGAAACAAUCCAUAACAAAUACUUUAUUAUUCCAUUCUCUAUAUGAGACAACAGCACCCUAACUUGGAGUCGCUGAAUAAAUGCCAGGACCGAAGCCACACAGCUAUGCAGUCAAUGGAUAAAUGUAUGUAUAUUGAAUCAAGGUCAAUCAAUUGACGGAUCCAGUGGCGCC